Messenger RNA from Oncorhynchus gorbuscha (pink salmon), 1447 nucleotides. RefSeq names its product T-cell surface antigen CD2-like. Bases 166 to 1086 code for a protein of 306 amino acids. NCBI's taxonomy places the organism in Eukaryota, Metazoa, Chordata, Actinopteri, Salmoniformes, Salmonidae. The record is from RefSeq and is a predicted model, not a curated record. The transcript is spliced from 7 exons.
ACUGGUUGAGGUCUUCUGAGUGGCAGGAACAGCUAUUUCUCAUACUUUCCUUGCAUUGGUUUUGUUUGUGCCGUAACACAAAUUCAGCUCUGAAUAGAAAAUAGAGGACUUUGUUGAAGUACCAAAGUUAAUUUGAUAAACUGAGACCCUGCGUUGUAAAGAGACAUGGAGGCUGUUUUAGGACUGUUGGUGAUCUCAGCAGGAGUGUCUCAUGGCUUGGAGACUUCCUGUGAUGCUAGAGAAGAUGGAUCUCAGUGUUAUGGAGCUCUGGGAGGAACUGUCUAUCUCCAGCUGACUGAUACCAUGGCAUCUCAUCACUACUCAUUUUAUAAAGGCUCAACUGCUGCUAAAAUAGAGAUACUGAAAACGAAGGGCACACUGGUAAUAAGAGACACCCCCAUUAAAGACAGAUUACACUUCUUUAUAAACAAUGGGACAUUUAGGUUAAAUAACACAAGAAGGAAUGAUUCUGGUGAAUACCUGCUCGAAAAAUAUGAUUCAGAAGGGAAAUCAUCAGAGUCCAGAGAACUACAACUGUUCAUCGAAGCUCCAGUGUCCAGUCCUCAGCUGUCCUCUGAGUGUCUGUCCCAUGGAGAGAUGAGGGUGUCCUGCUCCUCUGAGGGGGAUGGUCCCCAGUACAGCUGGACUCUGGAUGGACAGACGCUGAACGACACUGAUGCCCCUCCUGAUAAUAAGACAAACACCAUCACUCUGAAGAAAGGCCUGUCAGGAGAUCUCACCUGUACCGUCAGAAACAACAUCAACCGUAAUACUGUCAGCAGGAGAAUCUCACACUGUCCAGGGCUGAUAUAUGUUAACGGCACCUUAUCCAACGGGACAAAGAUAUCAGAGUGGGUGAAUACCCUAUAUGUUGAGUCUGCAACAGUGGCGACUGUGACUGAGGCCCCCACCAGUAAAACCUCCACUGAACAUUCAGUGGAAAUCUCCUCAAGGGCUGGACCAGUGUUCAAUGUGUUUGUUUAUUUCCAACUUGCUGAAGUCUUCAUUCUGCUGACAAUCUGUCUGGGAUCAUACUGUUUCUACAAGAAGAAAACCCGUCAUCAAGAACAAGAUGAUGGUGAGUAAGCAGAGUGUUUGCAGAUUCUCAGGUGGAUCACGGUGGGACUCUAAGAGGGGUGUUGAUGUCAUGAAAGUUACCAUGGGGACCAUGACUGAUGACUAAUGAUGAUGUUAUACUGCUUAUUGCUGUUUUAAUUUUAAUCAAGCUCAAACUCAAAGCACAGUAAUGUAUUUAGAUCUUUUGACAUAUUUUCAUAGUUUCAUAAUGUUCCUUCAGAACUGCCCUUAACAAAGUAAUAAUGAAGGAUCCAUGUGAUGGUGUUUAUUUAAUGUAUUUCAACUCUUGAAUUGUAGUGUUUUAGUAGAUUUAAUUUGUACAUACAGUUACAUAAAGGAAUGAAAAUGCUAUUGUGUUUUUGAAAAUACA